This is a messenger RNA of Halichondria panicea, 1808 nucleotides long. RefSeq lists its product as uncharacterized. Bases 9 to 1172 code for a protein of 387 amino acids. The record is from RefSeq and is a predicted model, not a curated record. Lineage: Eukaryota; Metazoa; Porifera; Demospongiae; Suberitida; Halichondriidae. The transcript has 5 exons.
AAUCAGUCAUGAUGAAGUCUGGCCUUCUCUUAUUUGUUGCCUUUGGAGUCUUCAGCUCUAUGCAGCUACUUGCACUGGGACAAGAGUCUGGAUCAGUGGCUGUUGGUGGCACUCCUAGCGUCAGUGUCCUCCGUGGUCGUGAUGGCAGGGAUGGGCCACGAGGAAGAGACGGACGUGAUGGAGUGCAAGGACCAGUGGGCCCAAGGGGAUCCCCCGGAAUGAAUGGACCUCCUGGUACAUCUGGAGCCCCUGGACCAAAGAGUGGGGGUGUGGUCUACACCAGGUGGGGUAAGCAUACCUGCAGAGAUGGAGCCAAUCUAGUCUAUGCUGGACGAAUGGCUGGGAGUCACCACAUUGCUGUUGGUGGUGGCACCACACGACUGUGCAUGCCCAAUAAUCCCGACUACACCCUCCCAUUCAUUAAUGGUGUGCAGAACUAUAGCCCACUACACAAUGUCGAAUAUCAGGACACUGUUCGAAGCCAUGGCCACGAUAUUCCUUGUGCUGUGUGUGUGGUGCCCACUAACAACCUUGUGCUAAUGGUACCCGGCAAGAGCUCUUGUCCAGCUGGAUUCAUGAGAGAGUACUAUGGCUACCUCAUGUCGGAGAGGGUGCAUACUACUCAUCAUCGAUCUACAUUUGAAUGUGUUGACAAAGAUCUCGAGUCUGUACAUGGAAGUUCCCAAAUGCAGUAUCACGGUCUGUUUGGUCAUGUCGAGGCUGUGUGUAAUUCACUCGCUUGCCCUCCUUACAAUAAUUACAAAGAGAUCAACUGUGCUAUGUGCACAAUGUACAAAGCAGUUGUUGCACGGAAAGAUAUCAGCCAUGGUGAAAUCCGGUGUUCUGCUACUAUUUGGUGUGUUCGGUUCUUUGCAGCUGCUAGUAAUAGCACAAGUGUCCUCCGUGGUCGUGAUGGCAGGGAUGGGCCACGAGGAAGAGACGGACGUGAUGGAGUGCAAGGACCAGUGGGCCCAAGAGGAUCCCCCGGAAUGAAUGGACCUCCUGGUACAUCUGGAGCCCCUGGACCAAAGAGUGGGGGUGUGGUCUACACCAGGUGGGGGAAGCAUACCUGCACUGAGAGAUGGAGCCAAUCUAGUCUAUGCUGGAGUAAUGGCUGGGAGCCACUACGGUACAAGUGGUGGUGGCACUACUCGACUGUGCAUGCCCAAUGAUCCUGACUACACCCUCCCAUUCAUUAAUGGUGUGCAGAGCUACAGCCCACUCUACAAUGUCGAAUAUCAAGACACCGUGCGAAACCAUGGCCACGACAUUCCUUGUGCUGUGUGUGUGGUGCCCACUAAAGACCUUGUGCUAAUGGUACCCGGCAAGAGCUCAUGUCCAGCUGGAUUCACGAGAGAGUACUAUGGUUACCUCAUGUCGGAGAGGGUGCAUGUUAAUCAUAAACGAUCUACAUUCGAAUGUGUUGACAAAGCUCUUGAGUCUGUACAUGGAAGUUCUAAGUAUCAGUUAAAUGGUCUGUUUGGUCAUGUUGAGGCUGUGUGUAAUGCACUCGCUUGCCCUCCUUACAACAAUUACAAAGAAAUCAACUGUGCUAUGUGCACAAUGUAGCUGCUCUGCAUGUUUUAAACACAUUAUAAUUUUUAUGAACUGAAUGAGCUAAUAAUUAUAGUCGGUUCAGUAUAAUUGUUAUCUGUAUGAUUGCAUGAUAUGGAUGAACACCGGCCUUGUUGUAAAUUCUCUAGUAAAUUACAAAAAUGAAUGCUAUGCAACAUCAACUUGUAAUGCAGGUAGAAAAACAUAAUAGGUACAGGAAGAUGUGUGUAGGAAGCUAGGAAUCACUUACAUGC